AUGCCAGGCAUCUCUUGCCGGAUCGGUGUCGAGAUCGAGGUGUACGCGAGGGAGAAAGAGUCUGGUCGUCCUGAGCCUCAACCUCUAGGGCCAGAGCGAAUCAAAGCCUUUGCCGAUAAUCUUGUUCGGUUCUACAAUGAAAAGAGUGGUAAGGCUCUGCUACGCGCGGACUUCGAGCAUGAAUCCCACCCUGGACACCACGACAGCCAUACCAGCAGCGGCCACUGGACCGUUACCACGGACGACGCCAUCGGUUCCCCUGAUCUAUUAGCUGACGAUGAUUCGGUUUGGGGAUAUCCUCUUGAAUUUGUCUCUCCGAUAUUCAAAUUUUACCCUGACAGCGCAUGGAGAGAAGGUGUGGAGGAUCACUGGAACACGAUACUGCUGUACGGAGAAUUCCAUAUUGACGAAGAUUGCGCCACACACGUUCACGUUUCCCCCGAAGCAGGCAAGGUCUGGAGCUCCGAGCAACUUAAGAGAGUCGCUCAGGCAGUGAUUUAUUUCGACAAGGCUUUCAAGGCCAUCUGGGCGCCCAGCCGUCGCGAGCAUGACCUCACAAGUAGCAACAAAGCCAACAACUAUAAGCUCAAGGACCUUGGAUUUGCAGAGUGCUGCAAGCUCAUUCAAGAAUGUGUCGACACCGAUCAUCUCGUUUCUUUGAUGCAACCGCUCGAGAGGCCCGGUUCGGGCAACACUCCGCUUCGGAGUUAUGCGUGGAACUUCAUGAACACAAUGAAAGCCACAAAAGAGGAGCAACAGAAAAUCGGAACCAUAGAGUUCCGCUGCGCCCCUGGUACUCUGACGCCUGAACAUUGUCUCAUCUGGGUGGAAUUCGGAGCCUCUUUUGUGCAAGCGGCAGCGCAGUACGGUACGCAAGACAGGCUCGAGAAGGAAUACGUUCCCACCGCCGAAAGUUUGAAGAAAUUCAUACUCAAGGCAAGAGAAGAAGAAGAGGGGAAGGAGACCGACCGCUUGGACACCCUGUUCUAUGGCCUUCCGGAAUCCAGAGCGGAGGGGAAGGGUCUGGACAAGGACAUCAAGAUGAGACAAGUCUUUGAUGCUAGGAUAAAGGAACUCGGCGCCUGA
This is a messenger RNA of Letharia columbiana, 1086 nucleotides long. RefSeq lists its product as uncharacterized. The transcript is spliced from 3 exons. Lineage: Eukaryota; Fungi; Ascomycota; Lecanoromycetes; Lecanorales; Parmeliaceae. Bases 1 to 1086 code for a protein of 361 amino acids. The record is from RefSeq and is a predicted model, not a curated record.